ACCAAUUUUCUCUAUUCUUUCGAAGGGUCCAGCCGUGCCUCUUGAAACUGGAGAUGAAUUUCCAAGUCUAACAACAGGCCAAGAUGGCAAUGUUGCCAACUACUGGCAGGGUUCCACUGCUAGAUGAUGUGGUGUGUCGGUUAAUUGUUAUUGUUCCCCGCCUUGGUCCAUGGGGAGAGGCGGCUGCUUUUACAACAUCCUGGUGUGUCUCUUCCACUUUCCACUGUUGUCCUCAGCUUACUCCCAUUGCUGCAAAUUGAGCUGGAAGAGCCCAGUCUGAUUCCCAGUAUUAAUCAGAUAUGUCCAAUGUGUGUAUAAGAAGGGCAGAUGUGUCCAGUAUGCAUUGGAAUAGUCCAAUGCACACCAGAAGUGCCCAGUAUGCAUCAGAAGAGCUCAGUGCACCUUGGCAGUCCCCAGUGUACAUUGGAAGAGCCCAGUCUGCCUCGGAAGAUAACCAGUCAGAUGCCUGGUGUGCAUCAGAUAUGCCCAGUGCACAUUGGAAGAGCACAGUGCACAUCAGAAGAUAAUCAGUCUAUUGCCUAGUGUGCAUCAGAUGUGCCUAGCGUGCAUCAGAAGAGCCCAGUGCACCUUGGAACUCCCCAGAAUGCAUUAGAAGUACACAUUGGAAGAGCCCAGUAUGCAUCGGACGAUAACCAGUCAGAUGCCCAGUGUGGAUCAGAUGUGCCUAGUGUGCAUCGGAGGAGCAUACUGUGCAUCAAACAUGCCCAAUGUGCCAGUACUCCAAGACGCAUCUUGGCAAUUCACUAUCAAGGUUCCCUUGCACCUCUGCGGUGUAACUAAAGGUUGGUAAAGUACACAACUUGGACCAUGGUGCAGACUCUCAGCCUGUGUAUUGUGGUAACCUCUGGGUUAGGCAAGGCUUGGCAUCUCCACUGGGUCUGCUCACUGCUGUUUAUGCGCUGAUAACACCGGUUGCCGAAUAUAUGGCAAAAGUCCAAGGUUUACAGAGGAGCAGGCAAAGAAGCCGACAGAGAUACUCAAAGGGAGGAGUUGUUUUGCUGCAGCAUCAAUAUCUGACCGAUAGUGUCAACUUUCACUCCUGUUUCAAAACAGCCCUUUGGUCCUGCCUUGUUUUCCCUCUUCGUAGGUAGAUGUACGUGAUGCAAGGUGUAAAAUCAAUACUUUCCCACAGAUAUUUGGGGAUUAUAAUACCCAUCAUCUCUCCAUAGAUGGCAUCAGCAAUGCUGAGGGUUGAUGUGAGUUGCAGUCCAACACCAGAGUGUGGUCAAGAUGGCAAACGUUAUGAAUGAGGAAGAAGAGACAAGCUACUUCUCUAACUUUCCUAACUUUCUUGCCUUCUCUAACUUUCCAUCCUCUUCUUCAGUCACCCACCGAUGAGGUUUGCUCUGUGGAGCCAAUCCGCCCAUCCUUUUGCUUUGGGCAUCCUUGGGGCAGUCCAGGUGGACCGUCCCAUUGGGCAGCCAGGCUGGGAAAGUGACUUAGGCCCAGGGCAAAGGUAAUGAAACCGGCUAUAAAAUGGAAGGAGAGCCAGCCAGACGCACCAGCUGCUCCUCUGCCAAAGAGGCUUGGGUGCCACACCUGAGUCUGGGAGCUACGGACCGACCGGGUAACCUUGCUUCUUUGCACCGAUCCAGAAUCUUGCUGCACUGGAAUGGUUUCCAAAUCACAUGCAGCAGCACUGGCAUGAGAAACCAUCUAUAAAGGAUGCCCUGGGUGAAGCCAUGGGGAAAACCCACAGACCAGGUUGGCUGAUGCCACUCUGCACCAUCACCGGUAUGUAGUGCCAUCUCUUUUACACUCCACAAGGGUCUGAGCAGAGUCGGCCUUGGGUUUCCAUCAGAUCCGGAUUAGCUCCAUCUAAAUUCCCCCACCUUCCUCCUUUCUUUUCUUUUCUCCCUUCAUUUCCCCAUUCCCUUCUUCUUCUUCAUUUGAACACUCAGUUUCCGGCAUUUUAAGAAUCUCAAGAUGGUGCAGAAGAAAACCGAGCUCAAAGGCUUUCAUCGUUCUUUUAAGGGCCAGAAUCCAUUCGACCUGGAAUUCUCCCAAUCAAAUCACUUGGAGUCUGUCUUUAACUUUGAAUGUUCAUCUCGGCCCGACAUGCCUUCAAGUCAACCCAUCGACAUCCCCAAUGCCAAGAGAAGAAACAAGAAGAAAAAACGCUGCAGGGCAACAGAUAGCUUUUCAGGAAGGUUUGAAGAUGUUUACCAGCUCAAAGAAGAAGUCCUUGGCGAAGGAGCACACGCAAAAGUCCAGGCCUGUGUUAACCUCAUUACCAAUAAGGAGUAUGCAGUGAAGAUAAUUGAGAAGCGUCUCGGACAUAUCCGAAGCCGGGUCUUCCGAGAAGUGGAGAUGCUCUACCAGUGCCAAGGACAUAGAAACAUCUUGGAACUGAUUGAGUUCUUUGAAGAGGAGGACCGUUUCUACCUCGUGUUUGAGAAGAUGAGAGGAGGCUCCAUCUUAACUCACAUCCAUCGUCGGCGCCAUUUCAAUGAACUGGAGGCCAGCAUGGUGGUGCAUGAUAUAGCCAGUGCCCUUAAUUUCUUGCACAACAAAGGAAUAGCACAUAGAGAUUUAAAGCCGGAAAAUAUUCUCUGUGAGAGUACUAAUCAGGUUUCCCCGGUGAAAAUCUGUGACUUCGAUUUAGGAAGCGGGAUCAAGCUCAAUGGGGACUGUUCUCCCAUCUCCACCCCCGAGCUGCUCACUCCGUGCGGUUCGGCUGAAUACAUGGCCCCGGAAGUCGUGGAAGCGUUCAACGAAGAAGCUUCCAUCUACGACAAACGGUGCGACUUGUGGAGCUUGGGGGUCAUUCUCUACAUCAUGUUAAGUGGCUACCCCCCUUUUGUGGGGCACUGCGGGACGGACUGCGGCUGGGACCGUGGUGAAGCAUGUCCUGCCUGCCAGAACAUGUUGUUUGAAAGCAUCCAGGAAGGGAAGUACGAAUUCCCGGACAAAGACUGGGCUCACAUCUCUUUUGGAGCCAAAGAUCUCAUUUCGAAACUCCUUGUGAGGGACGCCAAGAAGCGCCUGAGUGCAGCUGAAGUCCUGAAGCACCCUUGGGUGCAAGGGUGUGCUCCGGACAACACCCUUCCGACUCCUAUCAUCCUACAAAGGAAUAGCAGUGCCAAAGAGCUGACGUCCUUCGCUGCCGAAGCCAUUGCCGUCAACCGCCAGCUGAUGGAAGACGAGGAGGCGGCUGCCGAGGAGACUCAACAACCCAUCAUCAUCAAAGCUACCUCACGCUCCAUGCAGCUCUCUCCACCGUCGGAGUCCAAGCUGGCAAAGCGGCGGCAGAAAGCCAGCAUGGCAAAAGCAGACGCCAACCAGCACCUGGUUACGACCCCUUUGGUCCUCGUCGGGGAACUCCUGUGACUCUUCCUUCUCCGCGUACACAUCCAUUCGUUUCUUCCAUUUCCUCCCUUUCUUUUUCACUCCCUUUUUCCUUUUUCAAUAUUCAAACAAAAGCUAUAUUUGAAUAGCUAGGAAGAAAAGAAAAGGAAAAAAAAGAUCAGAACGACCCCCCCCUUUUCACGUUGGCUGGUUUCCAAGGUUUCUUUCUACGUCCGUUUCCUGAUCUUGUUUUAAACACUGGCUGUCUCCCCCUCCCCUGUUUUUUAUUUUAUUUUAUUUUUAGGUUAAAAAAAGUGCCAGUUAUUUGAACUGGGUUCUUCUACCUUCUACUUGUUUUGUUUUAAAAAGAAAAGAGAGAAUUUAAAUUUUGAUUUUUUCCCCUCACAUAAAAUGGGUCGCACCUCCCUUUCUCAUUGAAGGAAGGGUUCUGAGGGGUGUUUCUGUAACCCAGAUUUUUGUUUAAAAAUGCAAUUUUUUAACCCUAAAUGUCCUCUUUGGGUGUUUAUGGGGGGAUUUUGUGACGCUUUUAGCCUUUCUGGUAUAAUUUAAGUGCAAGAGAGGUCUUUUUUGAAACGGGAAGUGACUUCCACUCAUUUUCUGUUGCUAAAAAAGCUGCAAAUGGUAAAAAGGCCAUCCAUACCCCCAUGGAAGGCAUUUAGGGGCCAAAAAAUUGGAUGUGGGCAUCUGGGUGGCCCUCCAAAUUUCUCCUGGGGGGCUGGUGUGCCCCUCUAACUUUUGUGUUUGCCUAUCCCUGGUUUAAAUAAUAGGCUCCUUUUCUUUUUCUCUCUAUUCCUGUCAGUUCCUCUUUGUACUGUGAAAAAAUGGCAGGGAGAGGGAAGUCUGCAAUUAUCUUUCUUUCUUUCUUUCUUUCUUUCUAAUGUAGCAUUCUAAUGUUCAGGAUCUGUCGUUCCAUUUUUCUGAUUGCAGUUUUCCUUCUUGAUUUUGCCCUUUCGUUUCCUUCUUUAAUAUUUCUAUACCUGCAGAUUCUGCAAUGGGAAAUGACAGCGUUAGUGCGGUUUUGAGAGUAUGGUGCGGAUUUAUUUCGUCUCUUUCCGAUCCCUAACGUUUUGGGUUGGGAGCACUGGGGGUCUGCAGGGGAGAAGAAAGCAUUAGAGUAGGGAUGGUGGGCAACUGUUGGGUGUUGCGAUGAGGUCAACUUGGCCUCCGGGGGGGAUUUUCAAUAGCUAAAUCCCCCUGUAACCUGAAAAGGCCCUUGGUUGGGUCCUUUUUUGGGGAGGACAAGGCCUAAAGUUGGUGUAAAAUUGUUCCCCAACACUUCUUGGAGUGCAUUUGGGGCACAAAUACGUCCACAGAAACUCCAUGUUUCCCAUCCCUUCAUGUGCACUCUUUUCUAACUUGGUGUGGAUUCUGUGGCUGCAUCCACACUGCAGAAUUAAUGCAGUUUGACACCAAUUUAACGGCCAUAGGGAAUUCUGGGGUUUGUAGUUUUGUGAGAUAUUUUUAGCCUCUGUCAGAGUGUUGUGGCACCAAUUCAAAUCCCAGGAUUCCAUAGGAUGGAGCCAUGACAGUUAGAGCGGUGUCAAACUGCAUUAAUUCUACGGUGUGGCACCAGCCUCUAAACCAAAAAUGAGCAUUUGAGAUACCUUUGGAAUCCAGGACACAUCCUGAAGGUAUAAGACGGGUUGGGUAUCUUUUCCCCCUCCCUUUCCCUUCUAUUCUACAAUGUUACAGCACUUUUGUUAGCAGAUUGGUUCUUGGAUCUGUAACUCAGUUUCUUGCUAAGGACUCUGUGUAGGAAGGAUGUGGAAAUCCUAUCUCCCCAAGCUCCUGUUUAAUCGAUAUUUGUCCCGAUCUAAAGUGGGAUUUUAUAGCGGACUUAAUUUUGUUGUUUAAAAAAGGUUCUGCAUAGGGAAUGGUCAAAUAAAAUCCAGUUCUUCUUUUGCAGGAUGGUUAUGAGGGAGGUCUACUCAAAAGCAAAGGCGGGAGUCCUGUAUCUGAUCAGACUGUAAAUCCCAGCAUUCUGCUGAGAGCUGAAACCAAACAGUGGCCUGAGAGCUUCAUGCUAGUUUGAGUACCUUCCUGCAAUAAAUUCCCUAGUUUUUAAUAGGGAAAAUAUACCACAAAGCGAUUCUCGGCAGGGCGUUAUGUAAGAAGAGGGAAAGGAAUCGAAAAGGACCAUGCAACAUUACUCGGUUGAGUUGCAGAUCUAGAAUGUACUGCGGUGUUACGUGUGUCUGUUUCAGGGCUGGAAGUCCUUUAAUAAGAGUUGAGCAACAAAUUAGAAAAAGGUUUCUAACUUGGCGUUUUAAUUUCGUUUUGAAUUGAGUUUAAAAAGAAAGGACACCAACAAAAAUGGUGUUGUGGAUCAUGUUUAUCCCUCCAACACACGCGCUGAAAAUAUUUUUUAAAAACGACAGUGAAGUUAGUUUGAAGUUAAAGGUGCCGAAGGCUUGAGAAACAAUAUUUACAAGAAGCGGGGGAAUUUAUCUGAAAUGGCACAGGAUCCUUUAGUUGUGUGGAAGAGAUCGGAAAAACUUUCUUAAGAAGUUAAAACGCUGGAAAAGGAGAGAUAGGCAAGUUGUUAAACUGGAUGCAUUUAGUAUUUUUGCGGUGAUAAACUGGGAUCCCUUUCACACCACACAGUUUUAUAGCGCUGUUGUUCCACUUUAACUGCUGCAGCUGCCGUUUGUGGCAUCCCAGGAUUUGUAGUUUGUUGAGACGCUAGAUCUCUUGGGCUGAGAAUUUUAAUAUACCCCUCCCUAAACUGCAAAUCCCAGGAAUCAUAGUGCUACAACUCUGUUGUGCGGAAGGACCCCUGGAUCGGUUUUUUACCAAUGCAGGGACAACGUAGUCCUAAUUUCUUUCCAAAAUGCAAAAUCCGAAACGAAAGAGGAGGCAAGAUGGUGCCAGAGCUUGAGGAACUGAAAGAGCGCCGGUGUAAAUCGUUGGACGCUUCUGAUAUUGUUGGACUGUCAAUCCGAGCAGUCCUUAUCAUUGGCUUGGAUUGAAGAUGGGAGUUGCAGUCCAAGAGCGUUGGAAAGGCUGGACUAUGCUCGCCCCUGAGCUGACAUAAAUGAAACUGGUUUUGGUUGUGGUUUUUACUGAUGGUGCAAUAAGAAGAAGACUAGCCCCCAAAGAUUUAAGCAAGAGAAGUGAAGUUGAAUGUGGCUCAGGGCUAGGUUGUUUUGAGAUAAUCUUGGCUUGUUCUCAGUGGUUUUUCUCAGUCCCUUUAAGCCAUAGCCUAGGAACAGUGUGGGCAUGCAGUCUCCCUUGUAGUCCCAAAAAUGCCCAUUUCGAAUGCAGUUUCCUUGCUUCUCCCCCAAAGUUUCCCUACAAAUACUGGGCAGGUAGGAUUUGGAGCUUUAAAAUGUAACGUCCUACACUGCCAUGGAACAACAUUUGGGUAAAUCAAAUAUGCCAUGGCAUGGAUUUUGCUGAAUCCGUUGGGCUUACUCCUGAGUAGCUUUGGAGGAGGAAGUUAUGUGUCAGGGAUAUCGAACGCACUGUGAGAUAUUAAAAUGGCUGCCAGCUGUCCCUUGUUCGCUGGUUCCCAUUUGAAAUGGAAACUUUCUGAAUCAUACUGAAGAUUUCAAACUGUUCCCUUAACUAUAAAAAGCACCCAUCACAAUAAUCUCACAACAUGGACGGCACAGGCAUCUAGUUUGCUUUGUGUGUGUUGCAGCGUGUCCUGUCUCUUUCUGCCUGGACCUUGGUCACAUUAACUCUGCUGCAUAUGCGCAGGAUGGAGGUGUGUGCCGUGCAACAUGGAAUAGCCAAUCUAGCAUCGCAGUAGUUGCUGGAAAUUGAUUUUUGGCCAGAGGUUGUGCACACGCAUACCUGACCAUGGUGUCAGGGCAGCAUAGCUUGAGAUCGGUUGACAGUAGCCAUUGGUGAGGUGGAUUUUAGCAGACCACUUUCCUGGCACAAUUGGCCCCUUAUUGCUCCCCCGUUUGCCUUUAGCGCAGUCCUCAAAAUGGAGUGGAGGAAAACAGAAUAAGGACAUCUCUGUUCUUCUGAAAUGUUCUUAUUUUGUUGCCUUGUUUCUGCUCUUUGUACCCUUCUUUUCAUGCUGUGGUCCCCGUUUCUUCUUGAUAAAUAUAUGCGCUGUAUCUCUGCAGAUUUGUUGACAUGGAUAGAGGAAUCUUGCUGAAACUAUUGGUCUUACUUCUGAGUAAACCUGAGACGGAGUAGCUUUGAAGGAGGACUUUACGUGUAUCCCAGACUGGUUAGGGAGGCAAUUUUCAAACUUGAGGUGGUUUGCGGUGCAUAUCUGAAGUGCUGAACUUACUAGACGGUAAUGCCUAGGUCGACUGCACAUUUUUUUCCGUGGAUCUGUUCUCCUUUUGGCAUCCUGGGCAUUGUUCUUGUUUUCUCUUUCGGAUCUUCUCCGAAGAAUUUCCCGAGGCCUUUGGAGGGGAUUGCAGCCACAAGGGCUUUCCGACUGGGAGGCAAAACCUCCUUUGCACAUCUUGAACUGUUGUUUUGUGAUUUCGAGAACCAUUCUUUUCUCUGAGAAAAGAUUAGUACUAUGCAAUAGCUGUUUGGGGUGGCAAUAUUGCAUAUAACGUUUUCGGAUAUCUUAAUGGCUGUGUGAGGCCAUUCUGAUAAAGUAAGGGGGCUGUAAAGUAGUUUGGCUGUGCUUAAACCCUCACCUUUUUCUACUUUGGAUAAUUUUGUGCCCCCGCCGACAGCUGGGUUCCUCCCCCAAUCGGUCUGUUGUCUGUUUCUUUUGUAUAUCCAUGCAAUUUUACCCAUCAAAUGCCCUUUUUUGCAGGGCAAGGGGUGCGGACUGAACUUUGGGAGGUGCAGAGCGGUCUGUGAAUCCGAGAGCACCUCGAAGUGGAAUGGUCUGAAUCACUAAAGAGGUUGUUUUUCUAUUAAGAGAACUUUGUGUAAUGCAUUUAGUUAUCAGAUAUAGACCGUAGUCUUAUGGGAAGAAAUACUUGAACUACGUACUGUUGAAUCGGGAUGCCUUUCUGUCAGGGAAAGCUGCAGGUUACAGCUUUUAAAUCACUUUUGCUUUUUUGGUUUGUUGGGGACACCUCUGAUUGUUUUUGAUCAAGAAGUGAAAGCCUCUAGACCCAGUUUUGAUGUCAGGCGUGGACUACUGUUUGCAGCGUCUGGUCGCUGCCAUUGGUUUGAAAAAACGGAGAAACCUAUUCAAUUUGGGGUUCUCCCAAAGCACAGAACUUGAAUUUCAGACCUCAUGGGAGUGCUAGAUUGGGAUCCCAGGGUAAGUAACCUGGGUCGGGAAAUGAUUUAAUAAUUCUCAAGAUAUUGCAUCGAUUGGUUGGCUUGUGCCUGCAUUUUUGGGGGUCAGGUGUCUGCAUUUUUAAAAAAUAGCCCACACAUUUGAGGGGGUGGGAAUGGGAAGUUUGACAGCUGCAGAUAGAUAGGAAAACCUGCUUUCCUUUUGCUGCUGAGUCUGCCACAGAAACAAGUUCUGUGAAUCGUUUCAGCAAUGGAAGGUCACUGGGAGCCCAGUGCUGUAUUGCCAAAGGAGGAGAUGGUCUUCUUUGGGAUUUUCUUCUUUCCUUCCACCUUGGGUUUGCCAUCUAAUUUUGGGAAAGGGAAGGACUGCAUGUUGUUCUGGUUCCUUCUUGAUCCUAUGCCUUUGGUUGUAGACUCCCCAUGGGCAUGGUUGUUUUUUUUUGUUUGUUUCUGCAUUGAAUGGUCAGUAAGAGAUGCUAAUCUGCUUUUCGGGUCUUCUUCCCAAAGAAGAAUUCCUGUCGGCAUGAUUUUAGCACAUGAAGAUCUUGCUCCAAAGUCGCUUUUAUCCUCUUUCCACUGUCCGACGCUAUUCGGUUGGAUGUGGAUACAGCGUGUCAGGACCAUGGCCUCCAAAAAUCAGUGAAUUUGGGUUUCUUUUAAAGAAAAUACACAGCAACCUGGUGUAUCAAUUUUGGUGGAGAAUUAGUUGAGAGACUCAUGAUCUUGCCAUUUUUAUGGCUUGUGUAGGUUGAAGAGGGACAGUGUGAUGGAGAAAGCCACCUUAGGGAUGCUUCCCCUCCCAAAACCUCAAAGUCCAAUUCAGGCAAAAAUGGAGAGAGCUUUCCAAAAAUGUCCUUGUGCUACAAGUCCCAGAAUCCCAUGGCCAGCAUGGGAAACGCCGGGACUUGUGGUCCAAAAAUGUUACUUUUUCUGAGCCCUUGAGAAAUGGGAUCCUGCUCUUGGGGAAGGGAUGAACUCUAGUACUGUGAAAACCCGACAUCUUGGCUUGUAAAUCCCAUUGAAAGCGACGGGUUUGUUUCAACUGAUGGCGAUUCUCCCUUCUUUCAGAUCCUGGGUUUGCAGUAUUUAGCCUUCAGGGAUGUAUCUCAGUGAUCCAGUUUUGUGUGUGUGUGUGUGUAUGCGUAUUGAAAACGCUUUGAUUCCCGGGACGUGAGUAGGAUAUUUCCUCCGUGCGGCCCUUGAAUUUUUUCCUUUUCCUGCCCCCUAAACCUAUAUUUUUGUGUGUGUGAGAGACCAAAAUGUAGCGGUGCUUAGAUUACCCACCUCUGGAUAUAGAGAAGAAACCUACUUUCUUUAAUUAAUUUCUUUUUCUCCAAGUAUCUUCCAUAGCCGAGGAUUGUCUAGACUUACAACCUUUUCACGAAUAUGUGUGCGAAUCCUCCGUGUUGGAGAAUUGCAAACUAGUGCCCUUGUUACACACAAUUCCUCCAGUUUGGAAACUGGGGGGGAAUUAAACUCAGUUUCAAGUUACUAGUCCUGAUUCUCUGGAUGAGGUGGGAACUCCUCGAACACAGACCUUUGGCAUCUUAUCAGACUCUCUCUCUCUUUCUCUCUCUCUCUCAAGAUAGCUUUCCAUCUUUGGAUUGGUUUAUUUAGCCACCCGAUAUUUCUUUGAAACAUUAACCCUUGCCAAAGUUCUUCCUUUUAUUCCUCCUUAUGAAAACAUUGCCUGUCUUGGAAUAUGCUCUCUUUCAUUUUUAAUUUACCUCCACAAGUUUUUAUUAGCUGCAAGUUCAGGGAAGGAUUUGGGGAAUGAACGUCUCGACGCCGCUUCGAUUCGACGCCCUCCUCCUCUCUUCCUUUCCUCAGUUUAAAAGUCCGAUUAGAACUGGUUAGUAACGUUGUUUUUGACUGUGAAACGUUUUAUUUUGUUUUCUUUUUAAAAGAAAAAAGGAGAAAAAAAAAAUGGGGGGAUAAAAUCAGUCCAGAAGAAGAAGAAGAAAAGGACUGCCAAAGGGUUUUGUGUUUUUGUGACGCGAAAAGUCAUCUUUUCAGGGGCGGAAGAAUCCUCCGCAAAAGAGGCUGGUUUUGGAAGCGAGGAAGGGAGGGAGAAAUAACAACAACUUUAAAAACAAAAAUAAAAAAACCUUAAAAAAAGAAACAAAAACAAAUAAAAAACAAGCACUUUAUUAUGUAUCAGGUGAACUGAUACAGCUUGAUGGAACUGUUUCCUUUGUAACAACCUUGUUGAUGCCAGAAUUUUUUGUAUUCUGUUUUGUAAGGAUUUAAUAAAUGCAUUGAAACACA
Molecule: messenger RNA, 10770 nt
Organism: Sceloporus undulatus (fence lizard)
Lineage: Eukaryota; Metazoa; Chordata; Lepidosauria; Squamata; Phrynosomatidae
Gene: MKNK2
Product: MAPK interacting serine/threonine kinase 2
Exons: 15
Coding region: 1948-3351 (467 amino acids)
Biological process (GO): intracellular signal transduction; peptidyl-serine phosphorylation; protein autophosphorylation
Cellular component (GO): cytoplasm; nucleus
Molecular function (GO): calmodulin binding; ATP binding; calcium-dependent protein serine/threonine kinase activity
Source: RefSeq, a predicted model, not a curated record